This is a messenger RNA of Chaetomium fimeti, 3002 nucleotides long. RefSeq lists its product as uncharacterized. The transcript is spliced from 2 exons. The record is from RefSeq and is a predicted model, not a curated record. The coding region runs from base 102 to 2894 and encodes 930 amino acids. NCBI's taxonomy places the organism in Eukaryota, Fungi, Ascomycota, Sordariomycetes, Sordariales, Chaetomiaceae.
GCAGCCUCUUUUUUUUUGUCGAGCGAAGCUACGCGAUAAUGGCGAUGUACUCGUCGUGACAAUUCACGCCCGUGUCAAUUCGCUGCCCUGGUGUAAUCAAAAUGGCGGCAAAACUUCAGAUACACACGCCAUACGUGCUCCAGGCACUUCCGCGCCCGCUUGACGGCCCAGAUGGCUCGGGUCGCUACCUCGCCGGAGACGUUUUCGGUCAGAAACAGGACGACAAGCGGCGCAAGAGGACGGAGCUCGCCGUAGCGAUUGACGGCGUUGCGGUAUAUCUAUACGAUAUCAUCUCCUCCCAAGCUGUUACAUCGUAUCUCGUUUCACCUCAGUCCGUUUUCACCUGCGCGCCGUAUUCCCUGCGUUGGCGACCGGCAUCGUCCAAGACGGCCACACGUUAUACCUAUGUUUCACUUUUGACGGGCGACGCCUCCUCGUCUUCCUCGAAGCGGGAGAUCAAGCUGUUCAAGGAGACCUCCGGAGCAGGGACGACAACUGCGACUCCCGUUUCCCAUACCCUCCGCUGCGAUGCGCCCAUUGUCCACAUUUUCGCCAGCUCGCCACGGAGUUCGAAAACAAAUCCUGCGACCGACGAAUCAUCAAAUCACGAUCUGGUUGCCUUGGCUGCUGACGGCACCAUCUUGUGUUUGAAUGGGGAAACACUCGAGGAGAGGUGGCAGGUGCCAUCGUCCGUGCUAUCAAAAGAACUCCUUCUGGGUUCAAAGUCGGAGCUUCGUAUUGACUUUGCCCAGCCUACACUGGCGGCGGACGUGGUUGAUGGGAUGUUUGAUGGCAAAAACGAACUCUUUGGUGUCUUCCAAGAGAAGAUCCACCGCGAUGGUUUCAACCCAGACUUUCUAAUCGUGAUUACCUCGGACAAUUUAUCUCAGAGGCGGCACUUGCACGUCCUUGCAUUGCCCUCGGAGAGGGAGGCACAGCAGACGAGCAACGAGCGUCUCAUUUCGGUAUUCGCCGCUCCGCUUCCAGUCGAAGUAGAUUGCGCAAAAUAUCAGCUCGAUGUCAGGUCCGGGACACUACAAACGCUGUCUGGGGGCACGAUUUCCACCUAUGGCUUUAGCAACGGCAUACCCCGACUCGAAAACAAGCUUCAAGUCCCAGGUCUAACUUCGUUUCUCCGACUAUCGAAGACAUCGGUCCUCACAGCGGCCGCCGAUGGCUUCUCGGUUUACAACCCGAUCUACCGGUCGCUCCAGGCCAGCACCCCCGCCGACACCGAGGCAUCAGGAGAUGUGGCAGGGACAUUCGAAUUCGUUACCUAUCUCGCCAGCCGGGAGAUCGCCGUCUGUCUGCGUGGGCCAAAUCUCACCGCCGUCCAGAUCGAGGCGCCGAAGAACCGGACUACUAAGCGUCGCGCAGAAGGCUUGCUGACGGAUGCAAUCCGUCGCGGCAUCUCUCGAGAUAUCUCCGGUCAAAAGCGAGUCCGAGCGGACCACCCCGUCUCUGCCGUUCUCGCGGAGCCUGGACCUGGUUCGACGGAAGCGUCAUGGCCGGAAUGGCAGAGCAAAUCCGCGCAAGCAGACGAGCUUCUCCACAACAACGACCUCCGCUCUUGGGAAGAGCUUUUAGCAGAUGUUCUCAAGGUCCCAAUCAAGUCAAGCGAGUCUGAAACCGAAAAAGGGGCGCUGACGAACGGAACUGCUUCUCCGACGCACCUCCCAGAGUGGGAAUGGCCAUCGUCAAGGGCCGAGUAUCCGCGCGUUGAUAGGCGUUGGGUCUUCUAUGCCAUUAACAAAACCUUUGCUUGGAACGAACAGAGCGAUGACUCGAAUGCCUCACGGUUGGCAUGCCGCUUCCCAGACAGCAACGUCCUGAGCUAUCUCGUGGAUGCCGGGCACUUGUCGACACCAAACAUCAAAUCGGCGUUCAAGGACGAGGUUCGGGAGGUGAAUGAGGCUGAAGAAAUCAUCGGGGCGGAAAUACCCGUUCUGCUAGCCGAGGCCGAUCCCACAAUGCAGCUCCUCUUGGGGUACCUCUCGGGGACGCAGCUCGGGUCGACGGAGCUGGUUUCUUCCAUCAAGCUUCUACUCCGCAGCCUAGGCUUGUUUGAAGAUUCCUCGAAGAUCCUGAUGCGGCUCACAGAGAACGGUGAAGAGGCACACGGGCAAGGAAAUGAAGAAAUCACUAUGGAGUUGGACCGGGCAGAGGAGGAGUUGCAAAUCACGGAACACUACUUGGGCGGGCAUCGGACGAGAGGUUUAGGGGUUGCUUUCAGCAAAUUGGCGGCGUGCCCUGCGGUGGCGACGGUUCAGAGCCUUCGCCGUCUCUUCAAACCCGAAGAAACCAUCGGCUUGAUGAAUGUGUUGCGGGCUGAGCUCAUCAAGGACGGUUGGACUACACGCUAUCUCGACCGAACCGGGGCCGACCAGGGAGAGAUCGAAGCGCCCCCCGACGGGAGCAUCCAGCUCAUCGCAGACCUCAUGUCUAGAUGCAUUGACUCCGUGGGCCUGGGCGGGUGGAUGGCUUCCGACACCAUGCUCGCAAGCUCACGCAGCCAGGAAGACUCGGCCGAUUUCUUUAGCCAGUUCCAGGCUGAAGUCAGCGUGGCCCUGGAAGGUAUCAUGGAGGCUGUGCAUCUGCAAGGGGCGCUGGCGGAGACAGUCAGCUACGCAAAAAGGGCGAGGAAGGCGCUUGCGGGUUCGGCAAAGACCAAGACCGUGUCUCUGCCCAUGACCGAGGAACUGCCACUGGGGCUCAAGACGGACACCCGGGUUUCUACGGAGAGGGUCAGGUCCGGCGGCGAGAUCGUCCCUCGGAGCAGCAGACAGGUCGGCCAUUUCGUCAGCAAGAAGCGGGGAAUUUACUCGGUGCAUCGGAUAUCGGAGGAGACACUGCAGGGUGGAGCUGGCGCCACUGUUGUUCAGGAAGCCCGCUGAGCUUGCCGACAGAGGAUUGGAACUGGAGACUGGAGAGGCUCGAUGUAAUGCAUGUUGGAUUAUCUUGGCUGUGGAUAGCGUAUGCAAUCUUGUGGUUAUGACCAUGUC